CAAGUGAAACUGGGAUCGAGUUUGAAGAAACACAGCUUCUUUAUUUCUUCCAUAACUUCUCAAGUGCAGUACUUCUUCCACAAUCAUCACAGAAAUGGGUGAAGAGAACAAAGAAGAGAACAAGGGGGAGGAAAAGAAAGAAGAGGCCAAGGAUGAACAGAAGAAAGAAGAAGAGAAAAAGGAGGAGAAGAAGGAAGAAGAGCCUCCAGAGAUUGUACUCAAGGUUGAUAUGCAUUGUGAAGCUUGUGCUAGAAAAGUUGCUAGAGCCCUCAAAGGAUUUGAAGGGGUGGAGGAAGUAGCCACAGACAGCAAGGCCAGUAAGGUGGUGGUGAAAGGAAAGGCAGCAGACCCCAUUAAGGUCUGUGAAAGACUACAAAAGAAGAGAGGAAGAAAAGUGGAGCUGAUUUCCCCUUUGCCAAAGCCACCAGCGGAGAAAAAGGAAGAAAAUACAGAACAGAAGGAAGAGAAAAAGGAAGAGCCUCCUAAAGUUGUCACGGUAGUGUUGAAGGUUCGGAUGCACUGUGAAGCUUGUGCUCAAGUUAUACAGAAGCGAAUUCGAAAGAUGAAAGGUGUAGAAUCUGUGGAAACAAACCUGGCCAACGAUCAAGUAAUAGUGAAAGGCAUUAUAGAUCCUGAAAAGCUGGUUGAUUAUGUCUACAAAAGAGCCGGAAAGCAAGCCUCCAUUGUGAAGGAUGAAGAGAAGAAGCAAGACGAGAAGAAAGAAGAUAAGAAGGAAGAGAAAGCAGAGAAGAAAGAAAGUGAAGAAGACAAGGCGGGAGAUGAUGCCCUAGUUGAUAUGAUCAAGCGGAGUGAAUAUUGGCCAUCAAGGUUCUACUCAGAGUAUGCAUAUCCUCCUCAAAUUUUCAGUGAUGAGAAUCCAAAUGCUUGCUUCAUAAUGUAACCAGCAUUAAACUGCAGUUUAAUGUGCUAUAGUCAGCUACAAUUUUCCAUGUAGUUAUAAGGGAUGAUAAGAUCCUGGCCAGACUUAAAAAUUGAGUGUUUUAUGGCAUCCUAUGUAAUCAUAUAUAGGUAAUGUUUUUUUGUAAGCUUCAUGUACACUUAAGACAUUCAUAUGUAGAAUGUUACAGUUCAAGAAGUUAGCUGUAAUAAGUUAAAUUGGUACCU
Rubroshorea leprosula is the source of this 1125-nucleotide messenger RNA. Lineage: Eukaryota; Viridiplantae; Streptophyta; Magnoliopsida; Malvales; Dipterocarpaceae. The record is from the annotation of a GenBank genome assembly.